This is a messenger RNA of Drosophila ficusphila, 2315 nucleotides long. RefSeq names its product sodium-dependent nutrient amino acid transporter 1 (gene List). The record is from RefSeq and is a predicted model, not a curated record. The transcript is spliced from 7 exons. Gene Ontology annotation, cellular component: membrane. Gene Ontology annotation, molecular function: L-amino acid transmembrane transporter activity. Gene Ontology annotation, biological process: sodium ion transmembrane transport. The coding region runs from base 106 to 1797 and encodes 563 amino acids. Lineage: Eukaryota; Metazoa; Arthropoda; Insecta; Diptera; Drosophilidae.
AGCAGCUGCCAGUCUGAGUUUCCAAGUAUCCAAGCAUCCAAGUAUCUCGAUUGCGAUUGCGGUUAGUUAAGCGCGUUGCCUCCAAGUGCACAGUAGUUCAGCGGAAUGUCGAAGCUAGAGAUUGCCAGCAAGUCGGAAAAGUCGGAAAAGCCGGCGGAGCAGUGGGGCAACGGGCUGGAGUUCCUCUUCUCCUGCAUUUCUUUGUCGGUGGGCCUGGGAAAUAUCUGGCGUUUUCCCUACAUCGCCUUUCAGAAUGGCGGCGGCACCUUUGUGAUUCCGUAUCUGAUUGCCCUGCUGGUAAUUGGACGUCCUGUCUAUUAUCUCGAGAUUUCCCUCGGCCAAUUUACGGGUCGCGGCGUGGUCAAGGCCUUCGAGUUGGCGCCCCUCCUCAAAGGCGUGGCAGUGGGCCAGGUCCUGGCCACAGCCGCCUCCAUAACGUACUACUCGAGCAUCAUGGCCUUGACUCUGCGGUUCCUGCUCGCCUCCUUCGGCGCGGAGUUGCCCUGGAGUCGCUGCUGGGAGAGCUGGGGCAGUGAUUGCCACGACGGAAGUGCCCAGAACAGCAGCGGAAAGUUGUCGCCAGCACAGCUGUACUUUGAACGUGAAAUUCUCCAUGAGGUUCCCAACAUCGACAAUGGAUUGGGUCUCCCCAACUGGCAGUUGGUUGCCUGUUUGGCAUUCGCUUGGCUAGUAAUCGGUGCAGUUCUCAUUCGUGGCAUCAAGAGCAGUGGCAAGGCUGCCUAUUUCCUGGGUGUGUUUCCCUACGUGGUGCUGCUCAUCCUGCUCCUGAGAGCAGUGACCCUUCCGGGAGCCAUCGAUGGCAUCAUAUACUUCUUCAAACCGCAGUGGAGAGAACUUCUAAAUCCACUUGUGUGGUAUGCAGCUGUUACCCAAGUUUUCUUCUCGUUGGCCAUCUGUUUCGGAACUCUAAUCACCUAUGCCAGCUACAACAACUUCAACCGGAAUGUAUACAAUGACAUUGUGAUAAUCACCACAAUGGACUCCUGCUCCUCCAUAAUCGCUGGCUGCAUUACCUUCGGGAUACUGGGGAAUCUGGCCCGCGAGACCGGCAACACGGACAUUGGCAGCGUGGUGAAGGGCGGCGCCGGAUUGGCCUUCAUCUCGUAUCCGGAGGCGAUUGCCAAGUUUGAGUAUGUGCCACAGAUGUUCGCGGUCCUUUUCUUCCUGAUGCUCUUCGUCCUAGGCAUCGGCAGCACCGUGGGCAUGGGCUCCUGUAUCCUGCGAGUCAUCCGGGAUCAAUUCGGACCCCGCUCGCCGCCCAUUUGGAAGCUGGCCAGCGGUUUGACCGUCUUGGGCUUUUCGGUGAGCAUCGUUUACAUGACCCCGGGCGGUCAGUUUAUCCUGAACCUUGUCGACUUCUACGGCGUGUCCUUCACCGCCUUGAUCCUGGCCAUUGGCGAGCUGGUGGCCGUUGCCUGGAUUUAUGGAGUUAAUCGCUUUUGCGAGGACAUUAAGUUUAUGAUGGGCAUUGAGACCGGUUGGUAUUGGCGCCUGUGCUGGCGUUUCGUUACACCUGGCCUGAUGACCUCGGUGCUCAUCUAUAUGCUGAUCGACAUGUCGCCGCUGCAGUACAAGGGUGUUGGCUAUCCCACCUUGGCUCAUGUUUUUGGCUGUUUUUUGGCUGCCUUGGGGCUGCUGCAACUGCCCGGCUGGGCCAUCUAUGCCAUCUACAAAAAGCGUCACCAGAACGGCAGCUUCUGGCAGAGAGUACGUGCCGCCUGCAAGCCGUCGGACACUUGGGGACCGGCCAACGUUCAGCUGGAUGCCGACAUCUAGGAAAUUAGCUUAGUCCCCAACACUGCGUAUACGUAAUGGCCCCAGUAGUCUGGGGCAUUAUUAUUUGAUAUGGGGGCCAGAUGAAAAUGGCCAGAAUAAAGUGAAAUAUAUAUUAAACGUGGAGCCAGAAGAAAGAGUGAGCUUUUAUUCUGGCCAAAACAGUUUAGCCGCCCGAAGGAGUUGAGCUGGCGAAAGGAGGAAGUCGCUGCUGCUGCUGCUGCUGCUGCAAGCGCUUUUAAUUACCCCAGGGCAGAGUUGCCUCCGUUCGGGCGUGGCAGCUGCACUCCACCUCGGUUGUGUUUGUGUUAGUCUGCUUGGCAUGUCAGACAUGUCAGCAAUGCGGAAAUGCGCAAAUACUAAAUGAAAACAGGAGGUGAAGCUUGCUCAUUGCAGAACUUUUAAUACACUUACAAAGAAAAAGUAAUUAAGUAAGAAGAAUAUUAUGACCUACUCUUAAUCUAAUUUAAACAAUUUCAUGUCAUUUUAUACUUCCAUUAUAUUUAUUUUUUCCUAGAAAA